Messenger RNA from Eutrema salsugineum, 1354 nucleotides. RefSeq names its product grpE protein homolog 2, mitochondrial. Gene Ontology annotation, biological process: protein folding; protein import into mitochondrial matrix. The record is from RefSeq and is a predicted model, not a curated record. Lineage: Eukaryota; Viridiplantae; Streptophyta; Magnoliopsida; Brassicales; Brassicaceae. Gene Ontology annotation, cellular component: PAM complex, Tim23 associated import motor. Gene Ontology annotation, molecular function: adenyl-nucleotide exchange factor activity; protein homodimerization activity; protein-folding chaperone binding.
UACGCACGUCUGUAUGCCUCUGGAAAUAAGCAAUUCUCUCAGACAAUAACUCUCAAUUCGAUUCGAUUUGAUUCGAUUCUCGUCUUGAUCUCUGCUUGUUUCUCUGUGCAUUCCCUGAUGUUGGUUUCGAGAGUUUUGUCGCGACUUUCCCGCAGCGCGGGCUUACGCUCCUCACUCUCAGCCGUCGCUCCGGCGAGGAACCAGUCUCCUGUCUUUUCGAUCCGGUUUCACUCCCUUCGUUCACGACUUCUCAACAAGCUUGUCGCAGCUCAGGUGUCUCUUGAUUCGUUUUCACUUCAAAGGUUCUCUUUUUCUUCCCCUACCUCGCCUGAAUCAAAUGAAAAGGAAAGCAAUACUGAGGCCUCAAAGACAAAUGAAGAGAAAGCUGCAGCUGAGGCAAAUGAAUCAGUUCCUGACGCGGAAUCUAAAGAUUCUAUGACCGAUUCUGCGAAGAGAAGGCGGAAAGGCGCUAAACGAGCUGCAGUUUCUGAAUCAGAUUCCGAGAGUGACGAUGAUGAUGAGGAGUUGUCAAAGGAUGAUUUGGUGAAGCUCGUAGUUGAGAAGGAAGAGCUAUUGUCUGAAAAGGAGAAAGAGAUUAAGAUGAUGAAAGAUAAAGUUCUUCGCACUUACGCAGAGAUGGAGAAUGUCAUGGACAGAACAAGACGUGAUGCUGAAAACACCAAAAAGUAUGCCGUACAGAAUUUUGCAAAGAGCCUUUUGGAUGUGGCGGAUAAUCUUGGUAGAGCUUCUUCGGUUGUCAAAGAAAGCUUCUCAAAGCUUGACACUUCGAAAGAUUCUGCUGGAGCUGCUCCACUUUUGAAGACCCUUUUAGAAGGUGUGGAAAUGACUGAGAAGCAGCUAGCUGAGGUAUUUAAGAAAUUUGGUAUGGAGAAGUAUGAUCCUAUAAACGAGCCGUUUGAUCCAAACAGACACAACGCAGUGUUCCAAGUCCCGGAUGCUUCUAAGCCAGAAGGCACAGUUGCUCAUGUCUUGAAGUCUGGAUACACGUUGUAUGAUCGAGUUAUAAGACCAGCUGAGGUUGGUGUUACUCAAGGGGGAGAGAGCGAAGAAGUCAAGAAAGAGUCUGAAGAUUAAAAAUAAGUCAGCUGGUUUCCAUAAAUUUUGCUACCGUUCUUUGUUUCGAGUAACUUAGUUAGCAUCUUCCUGAGUCUUUGAGUUAUAGUUUUCUCUUUUCGUUUGGUUAUUCAUUGGAUGAACAAGAUCUCCCAUAAGUUGCUGGACAUGGCACUUGCAGAAAAAGUCCUGCUUCUGUAUCUGUUUUCUCUAUCUUCAUAAAGCUUUAAUUGAAGCUUCUCCAAACUUUACUUGCAGAAGCGAAAGUUACAAUUCUUCU